ACCUGUGCUCUUCCUGUCUCCCCUGGCUUUCCAAAAAUGGCGGACACGUGCGGCCAAGUAUUGCUGGGAUCAGGGCUCACCGUCCUCUCCCACCCUUUGAUGUACAUUAAAGUCCUGAUCCAGGUAGGACAUGAGCCGCUCCCUCCCACCCUGGGCAGGAACCUGUUUGGCAGACAAGUCUACCAGCUGCCUGGACUGUUUGCUUAUGCAAAGCACAUCAUCAAAAUUGAUGGAAAAGUGGGUCUCUUCAAAGGACUCGGCCCAAGGCUCUGUGCUGGCACCAUCGGUACUGUUGUGCACAGCAAAGUUGUUCAGAAAUGUCAGGAACAAGGUGCACCUCAGGUACUGGGUGGACAGCAGAAGGCUGUGGAGGGCUCCCUACAGCAUGUGGUUAAUGAGACGACCAAAGAAAUGAUAGCUCGCUCCUGUGCCACGAUCGUCACACAUCCCUUUCAUGUGAUUACUUUGCGAUGUAUGGUCCAGUUUAUUGGGAGAGAAGCUAAAUACAGUGGAGUGUUUGACUCCAUCAUCACAGUCUACAGAGAAGAAGGCAUACUGGGCUUCUUUGCUGGUUUGAUCCCUCGCCUGCUCGGUGACGUUCUCUCCCUGUGGAUUUGUAACCUGCUGGCUCACCUCAUCAAUACGUACGCCAUCGAUGACUCGAUGAGUCACACAGGAGAAAUCAAGAACUGUUCUCAGGCUGUGACAGGGUUCUUUGCCAGUAUGCUCACAUACCCGUUCGUUCUGGUGUCAAACCUCAUGGCCGUCAAUAACUGCGGGCUCGCCGGAGGCCUGCCUCCCUAUGCAUCAGUAUAUCCCACCUGGGUGGACUGCUGGAGGCAUCUAAGCAGAGAGGGCAACAUGAGCAGAGGCAACAGUUUAUUUUUCCGGAAGCUUCCGGCAGGAAAGAUGUACGCAAUCGACCAGAAGAGAUUUUUUUAAAGCCUCAAGAGAACUGAGCUGAACAUAGUUGUGAUAAUAAAAAAAAUUUAACAAAAAACAAACAAACAAAAAAAACCAACAAAAAAAACAAUGCCUGGUCUUGGGGUUGGACAGUUGGCACUUAAAUUUUUUUUGUAUGCACUUCUUCUUCUUUUCCUGUAACAACCUGCCAUCAUGUGAAAAAAAAAACAAAAAAACACUAGAUUUUCCAGCAGGUUAUGUUUUAUUAACAGAAAUUUACGCAACAGGACAAUGAGAUGGAACAUGACAGCAACAGCUCGUGCUGUCAAUCAACCUGCAUAAUGCUAUAACAGAGCAAUGUGUAAGUGCCCCUCCCAAAUAUUUUUUAUAUACAUUGAUUAUUAAUAAUGACUCCCCCUCAUCCGUGUGAUGGGAUUUGUUUGUUGAAAACAGCACCUCAGUCUGCAUGUGGUAAUGUCUAAUAAUUCACUUUAAUGAUCAAGUGGGACCUUUUGUCAUGUGGUAUUGUCUCGAUGUGUUAAUUAUUGUAAAGCUCGCUGCUUGGUGGGCUCGUAAUGAAGGAGGAGCUAAAAGACUGGGAGGUGGCGGUCAUCCAGGAGCAUGUGUGGUCGUACACAGGCACUGAGAAGAGCCUGAGCCUGAGCUGACCUCUGACCUAAACCUCUCUGAUGCGCUGAAGAAGUCAAGUGCUUGUAUCAGCUCAUUCUGACUAACCCAAAUAAAACAGCUUCUUUUUUUUGA
Molecule: messenger RNA, 1665 nt
Organism: Toxotes jaculatrix (banded archerfish)
Lineage: Eukaryota; Metazoa; Chordata; Actinopteri; Toxotidae
Gene: mtch2
Product: mitochondrial carrier homolog 2
Exons: 15
Coding region: 37-942 (301 amino acids)
Biological process (GO): positive regulation of apoptotic process
Cellular component (GO): mitochondrion; membrane
Source: RefSeq, a predicted model, not a curated record